GUCGAGGGCUUACCCUGCAGAGCCGUUGGCUCUCGACUGCUUCUCCAACUUCCGCAGCUGGGCGUGGACGGCCCGCCAGUCGGGAAGGCCCGAAAGGACGGCAGCAUGCUCCUCGAGGUCGACGAGUGGAUUCGCGAGCUCUUCGACGCCACGCCCCCCCGAGCAGGGACAACUUGCCCAACCGGCUUCGACGCGAGCGCCGCUGCCGACGCUCUCAGUGAGCACAGGCCUUGGUUAUGGCAAGGCUUCGCCACCGAGAAGGAGGUUCAAGACGCUGCAGCGGAGAUGGAUGAUCUCCGGGAGAGGGGAGUGCUGAAGGCUGCGAAUGCAGACACGACCGGAGCGCAGAAGGCUCGCAGUGACCGUGUCGCAUUUCUGGAGCUGGACGACGAGAAGCCUCCAAACUGUCUUCAGCUUUUUCGGCGAAUGGAGGCGGCAGUUGCCACACUACGAUGGAGCGAGGGAGGCCAGCUGCUGCGCCCAAAGUUCGGCAUGGCAGCAGUCUACGACAAAGGCGGAAGCUACGCUCCGCAUCGCGACAAUGAGCGCACUGGCCAAAGACUUCGCCAGUGGGUGAACUUCCGCGCAUUGACGGCAGUGAUCUAUGUCAACCCAUCCGGCUUCACCUCUCCAGAGGAUGGCGGGCAUCUGCGGUGUCAUCUGGGAGCAAAGACCGAUGAUCUCAGCGGGGCCACCGCCCUCGAAGUGCAGGAUGUUGCUCCUCGGGGUGGCCUUGCCGUUCUGUUUCCUGCGCGGCGCGUCCUGCACGAGGUCCUGCCUAGCUUCCGGCAGCGCUAUGCGUUGACGCUCUGGUUCGUGGCUCCGGGAGCCGGCCUCGAUUGA
Messenger RNA from Symbiodinium sp. CCMP2456, 843 nucleotides. The record is from the annotation of a GenBank genome assembly. NCBI's taxonomy places the organism in Eukaryota, Dinophyceae, Suessiales, Symbiodiniaceae.